Messenger RNA from Rotaria sp. Silwood2, 456 nucleotides. Lineage: Eukaryota; Metazoa; Rotifera; Eurotatoria; Philodinida; Philodinidae. The record is from the annotation of a GenBank genome assembly.
AUGGCGACUGUAACAUCAACGAAUUUUUUAAAAAAUGAACUAUCAUCAACUGACAUUCAUCAUUAUUAUCCUACGACUUCAUUAAAUCCAGAACAUUUUAUUGAUGAACGAUAUCCGAAAACAUAUUUUGACAGAAUACCAUCAGUAACAGUUAAAUAUCCACCAACAAAACUUAAUAAUCAAACAUCACGUUCUCGUCAGAGUCUUCGUUUUCGAACUCAACCUGUUACAUUAACAGAAAUUUAUGAAGCAGAUGAAGAGAAUAAUAUUGAAAAUGAUAAUCAACAAGAUUCAAAAACAAAAGUAUUUCAUAAUAGUUACAAUCGAUUGGGACAUUUUACUUUAAUGGAAAAUAUACGACAUACAGAAAGAAAAAAAAUGCCAUUAAAAAAUUUUCUUAAACAACAACGACUCAAAACAACACAAGAAGAACUUUGUGAAAUAGAUGAUUGUUGA